ACACGCGGGCAGGUAUGGGCUGCAAACGAUUAUCUUCCAGCCCAGCCAGUGGAAAGAAAGAAGUUGGAUUUCUCUGGUAACAAUUAGUGAUGAGGGGAGCUCCACUCGUUCUCGUCUGUGCUAGUAUUACUGGUUAGGCUGUAACAGGCGGCGAGCUCUCACCCUCCAGAAACACAUAGAAGGAGCAGUGAAGGAACGAACGCUGGUUUACCUAGAGGUGCUGUCGGGAGUGCCGCAUCCGGUCACAGCUGUCAGCUAGUUGGAAUGGGAUUGAGUCUGGGGCUCGGAGCAAAUUUCACCGAUCUCCCAGUUCCACUCGCCCGGCCUGUUCCCGGCGCAUUUCUCCAGUUGCCCUCAACAUUGGGGCCGGCGCGUUGUAUUGGAUGCUGACGGUGACGGCCCGAUGGCUCUCAGUUCCAGGGCCCACGCUUUCUCUGUGGAAUCUCUCGUGGGGAAUUCCCUGAAGAGAACAAACGAAGACACUGGAAAUGGGCAGCUGAGAGACGGACUUAACGCCGCGCAGAAUCAGCCUGGGCGCCCCAAAUUGGAGGAACACGAGCAAUCUGAAGCCGUAGCAGAAGGCGACAAAAUCAGCAGUUCUCCGUCUCCCAGAUCGCUCGGCGGUGACUCGGAUGAUCUACAGGUGGAACUGCAAGGAGCGGAUCUUUGGAAGAGAUUUCAUGAGAUCGGAACCGAGAUGAUCAUCACAAAAGCUGGCAGGCGCAUGUUUCCCGCGGUUCGGGUGAGGAUCAGAGGCCUGGAGUCUGAGAGACAGUAUUACAUCGCUAUGGAUAUUGUCCCUGUGGAUUCCAAGAGAUACAGGUAUGUGUACCACAGUUCACAAUGGAUGGUGGCUGGGAACACCGAACAGUCACCGAUGGCACCCCGACUCUACGUCCACCCCGACUCGCCAACGUCAGGGCAGUCCUGGAUGAAACAGAUCAUCAGCUUCGACCGGGUAAAGCUCACCAACAACGACAUGGACGAGAAAGGACAUAUUAUACUGCAAUCCAUGCAUAAAUAUCGUCCGCGAAUCCAUGUGGUAGUGAAAGAGGCGGAUUUGGACAUGUCUAUACAUCAGUUCCUCCCUUCAAAUGGAGUGCAGACAUUCACAUUCCCGGAGACUGAAUUCACCACCGUCACAGCCUACCAGAACCAGCAGAUUACAAGGUUGAAAAUUGACAGAAAUCCUUUCGCCAAAGGUUUCAGGGAUCCAGGGAGAAACAGGAUUGGCCUGGAGCGAGUGAUGGACAAUUACCCAUGGCGGCCGACAAACUGCCGAUCACCACUGGAUUUCCAACCACUUAACAUCCAAAAGCCAGUCGGGUACCCAGACUCGGCGUUGGGCAAUUCCAGCGCCGGGACUCUGACAUCUCUCAGCUCGGAGCUCUUCCCGAUGUGCUCAGCGCCGGGACUGUUUCACCUGAACGCCAGCUCCCUAGCGGUGACUUGCCGAACCCCUCGACGCUGCAGUCUAGACGGGCCGGCUCGGAGUCUGGGGGCCCAGCACUUCAACCCGCCAGCCAGCGACAAUUCGCCCCACGACCUCUUGAUCACGCAGAGAGGUCCGCCGCUCAUGUUUCGGUUCCCUUCCGUGUCCCCACUCGCUUCAAGCAACGGGAAAAGUGGGCACGGCUUGCAACUGGCGCCCAGCGCGGCGUACCCCCACCUUCAAAUGAUGCACCCGGCUAGCGCCGUGUCCCAGAGCCAACGCGGCGUGUACAGCUGGGCUGCGCGGCGCCCCCACACUCUCUAUGGGUACCAUUUAUCCGCACCCACCUCGCCCACAGCUCCCCUUAAACUGACAAGCCCUCUGCCUGAAAACGCCCCGGGGACCGAGCGGAUCCUCCGGUGUGGCAAGACUGGGCAGUGGCCCCAACCUGUCAGCCACUGCCUGUGACUGGGUGAGGAGGUGAGAUCGGGGAGGUGUGGAACGCUAUCCACUGAGACUUGCGCCCUAUAAUACAGCGCUGAAGUGUUUCGUCAGAGUUGCCCGCCUGGGUACGAGCACCGAUUUAUUCACAGACGUGACCGACUUAUGCCAUUAACAACAAAGGGCAAUAUACAAAUAGGGGGAAUCGUAAAGCGCCGAGCUGAGCAGAACAAAUCCAAAUUAAAUGGGUCAUUGAUUCUAAUUUCGUUGCCGGACUGAAGCCCGUUCAACCUCAAGAACCAGCAACAAGCCCACUGUACAUUUUUGAGUUUGGGCAGAGACAAGGGGCGAAGUUACUCCAGCAUUUUCGGUGUGAACAAGUAUCUGCAGUUCUUUCCUACACAAGGGUGAAUUUAUGUUGCUUUUCGACAGUCUUAACUACACACGAACCCUUUCAUGCAUUUGAUGCCUCCCCUUCAGUAUUUGAAAGAAUAUGCCAUUCUGUGAACAUCAUCACAAACAGUAGUUCAUUUUGAACUAUUUAUCUACGGGUAUAUCGGCAACCUUACAUUAAUAAAGCAUUACUGGAAACUGAAUGGUUAGCAGCAGAAAUAUUCACAAAAUGCGGCGGCGUGCUGUUGAUCAUUAAGAAGUCUGUAAUGUCUUGCUGACAAAACACACCAGGAUAUAACACACCAGCCAGUCCCGCACAUCUGGGAUAUAUUGCAAACUCUUCGUUUAGUAGAAGAGUAUGAAGAAGAGUUCGAACAAAACGUCACCUAUUCCUUUUCUCCAGAGAUGUUGCCUGUCCCGUUGAAUUACUCCAGCUUUUUGUGUCUACCUUCGGUUGAAACCAGCAUCUGCAGUUCCUUCCUAUACAAGGGAAAGGGUGUUCAGUUUCACUUCAGUUUAGUUUAGUUUAUUGUCACGUGUACCUAGAUAUGGUGAAAAGCUUUAGUUGCGUGCUAUCCAGACAGCAGAAAGACAAUCUAUGAUUACAAUCGAGCCACUACAGUGUACAGAUACAUGAUAAGGGAAUGACGUUUAGUGCAAGGUAAAGCCAGCAAAGUCAAGUCAAGUCAAGUCACUUUUAUUUAUAUAGCACAUUUAAAAAACAACUCUCAUAGGCCAAAGUGCUUUAGAUUGGUGGAAGUACAAACCAAAUCCAAUCAAGGAUAUUCCUAUGGUCACCAAUAAGAUAUACAAUAGUUCAGCACUUCAUUCUGGUAGGAUGAUUCAGUUGCCUGAUAACGGGUUACCCAAAGCUAUCCGAUUUUAUCGUGGAUUGAAAAAAAAAACCCAAUUUCACAGAGAUCUAUGAUCAAAAUCAAAAAGCCAGAUUUUAAUAAAAACAUAUAAUGGAUAGAAAAUUAUUUCCACGUAAACAAAAAAAUAUCUCCCUAUUGUUUUUAAUUUCAACAGAUCCCAAUUUAUUUCCAGCAUUUGUUAGUAUGUACUGUGAAAUAAACAUAUUGGCUCAGGAUGUUCCAUGAUUAUUAUGGGAUCAUUAAUUGUUGGAUAGUCCUUGCGGUAUUUGGUUGAUGAAAGAGUGCGUUGUUCGUCAGCAUUAGUUCUGCAGUGGCCGGACUGGCUAUUUCUGUGUCUGCACUACAGGGAACUAAGUCUGAACAAAGAAACAUAAAUUGGCAAUUUAAUCGGGCUAAUAAAAAAAAGUUUGACACUUUAAAACAAUCCAAAGCAUUUUGUGGAAAUUGUAGGUACACAAAAAUGCUGGAGAAACUCAGCGAGUGCAGCAGCAUCUAUGGAGCGAAGGAAAUAUGUGACGUUUCGGGCCAAAACCCUUCUUCAGACUGUUUACCUGCAGAACAGUUAUUAUUACUCUUCAAAAUAACAAUCAGUGAAGUCCUUUGGGAUAUUGAAGAUAUAUAUUUAGAUCAUUCCUAUAUCAUCCCGCGCUAGAGUUAAGGAAUAUAUUACAGGUAUAUUAUUAAUAUAUUCCUAAUGAGGAGAAAGCCCGAAUAUCACCUCAGCUUUAAAGAUAUCAAAUGGCUGGAACAUAGAUGGAUAUGUUAGUAAUUCUGCAGAUAACAUUGUGAUUGCUGCAGUCACGGACUGUGAGGAAAGCUGUCAAAGUAUACAGCGAGAUAUAGAUCAGCUACAGAAAAGAGUAGAGAGAUGGAGUUUAAUCCGAACAAGUGUGAGGUGUUGCACUUUGGGAGCUCACAUGUAAGGGGAAAAUAUUAAUGGCAUGACCCUUACUAGCAUUGAUGUACAGAGGGAUGUUGGGGUCCAAGUCCAUCAUUCCUUGAAAGGGCACUGCAAGUAGAUAGAGUGGUAAAUAAUGCAUAUAGUAUGCUUGCUUUCAGUAGGUCAGGGCAUUGAGUCUGAGAAUCAGGAUGACAUGAUGCAGGUUUAUAGGACGUUGGUUUGGCCUCAUUUGGAGUAUUGUGUGCAGUUCUGGUCGACCCCUUACCAGAAGGACGUGGAGGCUUUGGAAGGAGGGGGUUUAGAGGGCAUAGUUUUGAAGUGAGAGGGGCAAAGUUUAAAGGAGAUGUGCAGGGCAGGUUUUUUACACUGAGAAUGGUGAUUGCCUUGAACGGGCAGUGGGGAGCGGGGAGCGGGGAGCGGGGGUGGUUGAAGCAGAAAGUUAGUGGCAUUUAAAAAACCUUUGGAUAGGGAAAUGGAUAUGCAGGGAAUGGUGGAAUAUGGGUUACGUAUGUGAUGGCAUAAUGCUUGGCACAGACUUGUGAGCUGAACCACCUAUUCCUGAGCCAUACUGUUCAAUGUUCUAUGAUAUUACAACGCUAGCUAAGUUUCCUUGAUGCAAAGCGAUUUGGAUUGUGAGAAGAACUACACAAAUGACUCACUUAAAAAAAAAAGAUUAACAAAGAAGAAAGGAUUAAUAUUCCUUUCUUCCCUUAUAAUGAGUUUGAGGGAAGAGGAGUGGGAGAAAGCUUGGGUGUGAAGCACAUUAGCACCAAGAUAAAAUAGCCACAAUGAAGGGCUACAGUGGUGCUAACAUUUGAUGUAACUAAGUUUCGCAACAGCAACAUAAUUAUUUAUUUAUAUAGAACUUUUUAAUAAAGGAAAACUUCCCAAGGUGCUUUAAGUUACUUUAAACAAAAAUAUUUGAACAGUAUUUAAGUAUAUGAUAAACUACUUUUUAAAUAUUUGUUUGAUUAUACGGAAAUUCAGUUUGUGCAGCCAAUUGUUGAAUUUCUUUAAUUAUUCCAGUAUGGUGAUAUUAAAACAAGCAAAGGAAGCCAAGUGCUCCUGCUAGUUAUAACUUGAAACUUUUUUUAGAUUUGGUAUCAGUCUGACAAGGUUGCAAGAAAGGUUUUUUAAAUGUCAAGGAGAUAAUAAUAUGGUUUGACAAUUUUAUCUAUUACAUUUUACAGCAAGUAAGUGAUGAAUACCAGUCUGAAACUGAAAUUUGCAAAGUACAAUAUCAAUGUGGCACAUUAGGGGAUAUGAUCUCUGCAUAAUGUUUGUGCUUUUUGAGAGUCCGGUACCCAUCAACUGUUAGAAGAACCCAAGUGUGAUUUUCAAAUGAGGGUUUAUAUAGUCAUACUGAACCUAACAUGAAAUAGGUGUGCUCUCUGAUCACCAAUGAUAAUCAGUGUUUUCACAUUUCAUGCUUUAGUUCUGGUGAGAAUGAUAUCAAGUUGUUCUGUAAAUUUUGCUUUCACAUUAAAUUAAAGUGCAAUUUUAACCAUGCUGUUGCCUGUGAUCGUGACAAAAGUUUUCUUACUUAAGUAAUUGCCAAUAUUUACAUUGUUUAAAAAGGAACUGCAGAUGCUGGAAAGUCGAAGGUAGACAAAAUGCUGGAGAAACUUAGCGGGUGAGGCAGCAUCUAUAGAGCAAAGGAAAUAGGCAACGUUUCGGGUCAAGACCCUUCUUCAGAGGCUCAUGCAGGAUAUAUCGAUGCAUGACAUCCUCAUCUUCUGAUGGGAAAUUAUUACUCACAGUAAGUGCGCAGGGUACAAAUUUAUGGGUGGUAUAGAAAACAGAAGAGUACAUCACAAGAACAGGCCCUACAGCCCACAAUAUCUGUGCCAAACUCAAUGCCGACUACCUCUUAACCUUUGCAACCUUUCCAAAGCCACCACAUGCUUCCUGUAAUGGAGUGACCCGAACUGCACACAAUAUUCCAAAUGUGGCCUAACUAAAAUCCUGUAGAACUGCAUCAUGAUAUCAUCCUGAAAGGGUACAAAGUGCGGGAGUAACUCAGGCAGCAUCCCUGGAGAACAUGGAUAGGUGAUAUCUCUGGUUGAGGCCAUUCUUCUGACUUUCCUCUCUCUGAUGGGAGUUUUAUAUCACCCUCUCUCACUGCCUCCCCCUCUCUGUGAUUCCUGCUGUUCUCCGCCUCUAUGUCUAUGUUUUAACGCAGACUUGCUACCACAGUCACGUGUGUUUCCUCAACGCCUGCCUAUGCUGCCAUCUCCUCCCUCAUAGCAUCCUGAGUCCUAUACUCAAUGUCCUGAUCUAUGACGAAAACUGGAUCAUAUGCCGUC
Messenger RNA from Leucoraja erinaceus (little skate), 6348 nucleotides. RefSeq names its product T-box transcription factor TBX22-like. The coding region runs from base 404 to 1900 and encodes 498 amino acids. The transcript has 8 exons. Lineage: Eukaryota; Metazoa; Chordata; Chondrichthyes; Rajiformes; Rajidae. Gene Ontology annotation, cellular component: nucleus. The record is from RefSeq and is a predicted model, not a curated record. Gene Ontology annotation, molecular function: DNA-binding transcription factor activity, RNA polymerase II-specific; RNA polymerase II cis-regulatory region sequence-specific DNA binding. Gene Ontology annotation, biological process: positive regulation of DNA-templated transcription; regulation of transcription by RNA polymerase II; cell fate specification.